This is a messenger RNA of Linderina pennispora, 930 nucleotides long. RefSeq lists its product as uncharacterized. The record is from RefSeq and is a predicted model, not a curated record. The coding region runs from base 1 to 930 and encodes 309 amino acids. NCBI's taxonomy places the organism in Eukaryota, Fungi, Kickxellomycota, Kickxellomycetes, Kickxellales, Kickxellaceae. Gene Ontology annotation, biological process: very long-chain fatty acid biosynthetic process. The transcript is spliced from 2 exons. Gene Ontology annotation, molecular function: oxidoreductase activity, acting on the CH-CH group of donors; protein binding.
AUGAAGCUUGUCAUUGCAAAGAGGGCUGGUGGCAGCGCAUCAAGCAGCACGUCGUCGCGCUACCCGCUCACCAUCGAGGUGGGCGACAACGCCACGGUCGACGAUGUGAAGAAGGCCGUGCACAAGCAGGUCAAGUCGAUGUAUCCAGACCGCCAGCGGCUGACCGUCGGCGACAAGAAGACGGUUCUUGCCAACGGCGACUCACUGGCCAAGUACGAGCUGAAGGACAACGACACAAUCCACAUCAAGGACCUGGGUCCGCAGGUGGGCUGGACAACGGUGUUCUUGGUCGAGUACUUUGGGCCACUGCUGUUCCAUUUCCUUGUCUACAACAUGCAGACGCUUGUCUAUGGCAAGACAUUCGAGUACAGCGACAUUCAGCGCCGCGCGUACUACAUGGCCAUGGGGCACUUCCUCAAGCGCGAGCUGGAGACGAUCUUUGUGCACCGGUUCUCGAACGGCACGAUGCCGAUCAUCAACAUCUUCAAGAACUCGUUCCACUACCACAUUCUGUCGGGCGUCAACCUGGCGUACUGGGUGUACAGCCCCAGCCUGGGCAAGGGCACGGAGCUGGGCACCAAGCUGAGCAACCCGACGCUGCUGGCGAUCUGGACGGCGAUCUUUGUGUUUGCCGAGCUGUCGAACCUGAGCACGCACAUCACGCUGCGCAACCUGCGGCCGGCGGGCACGCGCACGCGGCGGAUUCCGUAUGGGUAUGGAUUUGACCUUGUUAGCUGCCCGAACUACCUGUUUGAGAGCCUGGCGUGGACGGCGUUUGCGUGCAUGACGCGCAGCAUCGCCGCAUUCCUGUUUUUGGCGGUGUCAACGGGACAGAUGUACGUGUGGGCGGUCAAGAAGCACAAGGCUUACAGGCGCGAGUUCCCAGACUACCCCAAGUCACGCAAGGCCAUGUUCCCGUUCGUUGCCUAA